This is a messenger RNA of Ictidomys tridecemlineatus (thirteen-lined ground squirrel), 5502 nucleotides long. RefSeq names its product zinc finger protein 398. Gene Ontology annotation, molecular function: RNA polymerase II cis-regulatory region sequence-specific DNA binding; DNA-binding transcription factor activity, RNA polymerase II-specific. The record is from RefSeq and is a predicted model, not a curated record. Lineage: Eukaryota; Metazoa; Chordata; Mammalia; Rodentia; Sciuridae. Gene Ontology annotation, biological process: regulation of transcription by RNA polymerase II.
CCGGGGCUCAAGCUGCGGGACGAGCUUCCCGGCCAGCCAAUAAGGCGCAGACUCCGGGCCGCAGGGGCCUUACGCACGCAGGCUGGGGGUGGGGCCUCCCAGGUCGGCCAAUGGGGAGCCAGCUCUGCGUGGGGGCGGGACCCAGCUGUGGCUCUACGGCCGGGUGCCUGGAAAGCGGCGCUCUUGCUCGGACCUGGCUUUCUACCUUGCGUUUAGGAACAUUUGUGGCUCCGCGGUGCCGGGUCUGUGUGGAGAAGGCAGGGCCCAGCUCGCGCGCCAGCGGAGAGGACCGGGCGGGCCGGCCUGUGUGGGGCCACGCGCAGCGGGCGACAGUGACUUCCGAGCCUGACUACACAGCGCAGGACCAUGGCCCAGGCGGCUCCGGAUUGGCACCUGGGGAGUAACCUCCAGCGAGAGGCCCAGAUUCAGUCUGCAGAGAUCUCCCUUCUGGCCAUCCUGGCUGCUGUUCAGGCUGUGGAGAAGAAGAUAGAAUCUCAGGCUGUCCAGCUUCAAGGCCUGGAAGUGAGAACAGGGAUAGCUGAGAAGAAGCUGGCUGACUAUGAGAAGACAACUGUGGAGUUCAGCAACCAACUAGAGGGCAAGUGGGCCAUCCUGGGGACCCUGCUGCAGGAGUACGGGCUGCUGCAGCGGCGGCUGGAGAACCUGGAGAACCUGCUGCGCAAUGGGAGCUCUUGGAUCCUGCAGCUGCCCCCUGGCAGCAAGGGGGAGGCACCCAAGGUGCCCAUGACAACUGAAGAGAUGGCCAUGUGUUUCUCAGAGCAGCAGAAGGGUACCUUACAAGAGCGGAAGAAGGCGCUCUGCAAGCAAGUGGCAAAGGAAAGCUGCAAGACUCUGGGCUCUCCAGACACCAAACCAGAGCACGUGACCCCAGUGGAGAGGGGAGAUGAGGUGGGCAGCCACAGCCUACCCAGUGCAGAGAGCAGCAAGAGCCCAGGCACUGAAACAGAACAGCUGGGAUCUCCCCCAGGCAGUCUGCCCUGGAUCAAGCAAGAGGAAGAAGAAUGUGGGAGGAACCUGCAGGAGGCGACCACUGCACACCCUGCACUCCCAUGCUCAGCACAGACCUGGCUAGCCAGCAAAGAGAAGAGCAGCCUGGAUGGGGAGUCCGAUGUCCUGAAGCCAGCCUGGGCAGCUGAAGGGGGACCUGGCAAGGAGGACGUGCAGGGAGACGCUUGUGGAGAUCUGCCUCAUGCCACAAGGGAAAAAGAGAUGACCUCCUGCCCUCCAGGUCCCCAGAGCCAGGCUGUCCCAGAGCAGUGCUGGCCCUGUGCUGAGCAUGCCCAGAACUUCAGCAGCAGCCCCAUAACAUGCAGUGCACAGCAGGCGCGCUCACACCACGACCCCCAGCCCUUCACCUGUGUGCCGUGUCCCAAGAGCCUGCCGCAGCAGGCUGCCUUCCCCAGCCACAGCAGUGCUCACACAGCCCAGCGUGCCUACACCUGUGCCCAGUGUGGCAAGAGCUUUGUUCAUCAGUCGACGCUCACCACACACUACCGCACGCACACUGGGGAGAAGCCAUAUGAGUGCGCCGAGUGCGAGAAGCGCUUUGGCCGCCUGUCCACGCUGCUGGAACACCGUCGCACACACACCGGCGAGCGGCCGUUCCCGUGCACGCAGUGCGGUCGAUGUUUCGGCCGUCUGUCCACGCUGGUGGAGCAUCGUCGCACACACACGGGUGAGAAGCCCUUCCCAUGUACGCAGUGUGACAAGCGAUUCACACGCCUGGCCAACCUGACUGUGCACCAGAGCGUGCACUCCGGGGAGCACGCCUUCCAGUGCACCCAGUGUGGCAUGUGCUUUGCACACAAGCCCACCUUUCUGCAGCACCUGCGUGGCCACUCACAGGAGAAGCGCUUUACCUGUGGCCAGUGUGGCAAGAGCUUCAGCUGUCGCUCAUGGCUCAUGCGCCACCAGGGCAGCCAUGCCAGCCAUUCGUCCUCUGCUUGUACAGCUUGGGAGAGAGGCUCUCCAAACCAUGAGCCACCCACAGGCCUCCUUAGAGGUGCACCGUGGGGAAGGUCCCCCAGUGACCCUUCUGUUCCACCCAGAUCCGAGGAUAUUGGAACUGAGUGGGACCACAGGGUGCACCCUGGGGGCAGUCAGCUGAGUGGCAGUGAUCAAGAAGAUUUGCGGGGGUCCCUGCAUAGUUUUCUUUCUAGUGUGAAGAUGGAGAAUGCUGGGUAGCACCCAGAGAGCUCCCUAAGGUGACUACUGAGGACACAGAGGUCCUGAGUGCCCCUUGGAUCCAAGCUACCGCUCUUAAGGGGAGCACGUUUGUUCUGUGGAGUGUACGGUGCUGCCCGGUAGGACUUGCCGGGGGCUGUUCUUCCAGGGACUGAGUAGACAAAGUGCCCAGAAGACUUCUUGCUGCAGGGAGGCUAUGUGAGGGACUGGAGGCAGGGCCCUCUGUGGGGGGGACUGUUUGGGUGGGGAGGGAGUGGAAUUGGAAGACCUGCUUCCAAGGUAGUGCUCAGUGCCUUGUAGGGGAGUGUGGGCUUGCCCUCUCCUGGCAUAGCCCUAGGCUUCCCUGCCCACUAACUGGGCAGAUUCUGACGUGCUUCCUCAGGUGGUGUCCAGGUCUGACCUAGCCUCCCUUUAUAAGCUGGGUCCAAGCGUCUGUCAGGUGCAGAACCAAGAGCCUUGGUGAGUUAUUGCAAAAUUCAUGGGAGUUUUUUGUGGCUCCCAACUUCCUGCUCCCUACAACCUGGAAAGGCAACUUUAUGGGCCAGGAUGGCCCAGAAGGCUGGGCUCUCUGGCUCAGAGCUCAUACGUGACCAUUUUGGCCCCCAUGAGGUACUGUUUGGCUGGUGUAAGGUUUACCUUUAAGCUGUUGCUGGAGCUGGCAGGCAAAGCUCCAACCUGUGCCUCACUGGGGAUGAAUACACAAACCAAGGCCUUGUUCUUCGCUGGGACUAGGAGGGCUAUCUCCCAUCUGUGGCACUGGGGGUAGGGGGGCAUAAAUGCCAGCAUGUGGCAUGGGCAUAGUGAAUGUUGCAGAAGCACUGAAAGUUGGAAGGAAGGAAGGAAGGAGGAAAUUGUAUGUGGUUGGCAGCAGCUGAAGAAUCCCUGGUUAGUCUCCAUCUCAACAAUUUAGGCCAGCAACAUGGGCUUUUCAGAUAGGGCUUUAUGCAUAGCUGGCCAGUUUGGAGUCCUGUCAUUUUGAUAAGGUUCACCCCAACUAUGGGAGAUCUCAGCCCAAACUGGAUUCCAAGAUCCCCUAGGAUUCUGAGCCUUAGCUGUCAGAUUAUCCCCUAAUCCCCAGUACUUGGAAUGUAGGCAUGUGUGUUCCUGAGGACUCACUUUGGGGUGCAUGGGAGCAGAGGUGGUUGAACUCAGGUGAGUGUGGCAGCUCCUGUACUGCUCUCUGGCUUCCAUGUCUCCAUCUAGUGUUGGGCUUUUGGAGAGUUCUAAAUUUACCACAAUUUUAAAACCUCUGUAAAGACAUGUAUAAGGGAUUGUAAGCCCCUCCCCUCCUGACCCUGCUGGACAUCAUUCUUAUUUGUGAUGUUGUAACUCUUUGACUUCGGGUUCUGGUGAGCAGUGGUGAAUUAGUUAUUUUCAACUGUGCUUCUAUUUUGAAGUUCUGAAGAAAAGUCCCAGAUGGACAACAGUCCAGAACAGGGUUCCAAAGGAAGGCAGAGUGGAAGUGGGCCUGGAGGGCAGGUCCUCAGCAUUUAGCCCUGGGUCUGUGCAUGGAAAGCCUUGUGUCUGUGGGGUGAAUGAGUGGACCCACAUGUGGCACGAUGCCCAAUUAUAAUGCUGUGGACCUGAAAUGCAAAGUUUAGCACUGCUUUACCAUUUCCCACCUUGAAUAAUAUUUAUACAUUACUAUGUCAUCAAAUCUAAAAUCCAUUAAUUGUAAGACACACCUUUAUCUUCUGUUUCACUAAGCAGGGAAAAAAGAAAAACUGCACCCAUUUCAUUUUGACUCUGUUACUAAUGCAGGAUGUUAAAUGUGUCCCAUGGGAGACAUGUCCCUAAGUUGGGAAAAAUACAUGUGUGUCAGGUGUCCUUUUAAGAAUUGGUUACUAGCUAGGUGGCUGAAUGUUUGCGACUCGUUUAUUCUUGAUAAUGCUAGAUCAGAAGAUUUAUUUUUAGACAAAGAGCCUAAAUGUAUAAAAGUGAACCAGCAACAGCAUUGGGUUCUGUCAGCAUGGGCUACCAAUAAUUGCAACCCAGGACUGCUCUUGAGUUUGACUGCCUCAUUCCAUCUGGAAUCCCAUUGUUUGUUUUGGCACCAGGAAGUUCAGUUCUGUGGCAGCAACUCCUACCACCAGCUCCAGGCUGCAGACAACAAUAACCCUCGCUGGCCUUAAGUGCAUACUGACUGCAGGGUGGGUUCUCUGGACCUUCAGACAGUAAAGGUAGUGGGUUCUCUGGGCUCACAUAGUAAAUUCAUCUAACAUUCUGUUGUGGACUGAAUUGUGUCUUCAAGUUCAUGUGUUAAAGCCCAAACUUCCAGUGUAGUUUUUGGAGAUGGGGCCUUUGGAUGAGGUGAUUAAGUUCAGAUGAGAUCACAAGGAUGGGGUCCCCACGGUGGGAUUAGUGGCCUUAUAGGAAGAGAUCAGAACUCUGCCAGGUGGGGACAGGAUGAGAAGGUCUGCAAGACAGAAGAAGAGGCCUCAGCAGGACCCAACUGUGUAGCAAUGUGAUCUCAGCCUUUAGCUUCCAGAACUGUGGGAAGUAAAUUCCUAUUGUCUAGGCUCGGCCAGUCUAUGGCAGCCGGGGCUGAGUAAGACACCUUCCUCCCAAAAGCUUCUGGAUUCCUUCCUUGUUACUAUGCCUUUCUAAACUUUCCACUCCGUUUACUUUAGGCUGUCUUCAUGGCCAAAUUUUAAGGAGCCAUUUCAGCAAAUAAUUAAGACUGGUCCCAGGUCUCCUUGCUGGAAGGUAGAAUCCUAAGUCAUGGGGGGUGUCAUGUCAAGAGUUCCUCCUAUCCAGCCUUAUAGUUACCCCCUCCCUGAUGAUCUCAACCCAGGUGGUUGGCUCCAAUUGUUGAUGGCACAUUGUUGUGGGUUGAAUUAUGUCACUGAAAGAUAUAUUCUGUCCUAGUACAGGACCUUGAUUGUAACUUAGGUUGGAGAUAAGGUCUUUGUGGAUAUAAUUGAGGUUUCAGUAAGAUGAAGUUAUACUGGAGUAGGAAGAGACUUAAUCCAUUAAGACUGAUAUCCCUCUGAGAAGAGAAAAUAUGAAGAUGCAGACACGUGGGCAAUCAUGUGACAAUGGAAUGAGUUUGAGUGAUGUGUCUACCAGCCAUAGAAUGACAGUGAUUGCCAGCCAGUCCAGAAACUAAGAGGAUGACCAGAACAGAUUGUUUCCUCAAUCCUUCAUAGGGCAUGACCCUGUUGACACCUUGAUUUCAGACCUCUGGCCUCCAGAACGGUGGGAGAAUACAUUUCCAUUGUUGCAAGCUCCCUGGUUUGUGGUACUUUGCCCCUAGAGAGGUAAAGGUUCCACAGUUCUUUUUUUUUUUUUUUUUUU